AUGAAGUCCAUACUUUCAAGCAAAAAGAUCUCGAGAGCUAUCCAGAAGCAUGGGAAAGAUUUAAAGAAUGCUUCUGCAGGAGGGUCGACAUUAGAUAUUCCGUUGGAUAAUGCCUUGGAACUUUUUGAGCGAAUUGCAGAAAAUCAAUCGAUGUGGCCUAGCAAUAGGGAAGUCCAAAAGAAAACAAUUGGUUGUGGGGAAUAUCACAUUACUACAAGUUGCCCUUUGGCUUCUAUUCACAUAAGUCAACCAGCAGAGGUCAGUUAUGCACAGAACUAUCAGAGGCAAAAUAGACCUUAUACAUACAACUCCCAUUCGAGUUUGAACAAGCAUCCUAACUACGCAUGGGUUGAUAAUUCAGAUCAAGUAAAUCAAAUGAAGGACUGUCCACCAGCGAUUCAGCAACAAGAAGAAAAGAUGCAAUCAUUGGAGGAUCUACUUGUCAAGUACAUCACCAAGACUAAGUCGGUGGGACAAAUAGCAACUGCAUUAGCUAACAGAGCACAAGGUACUCUGUUGAACGAUACAGAAAAGAACCUAAAUGAGCAGGUAUUAGCAGUGGAAGCUAUGAAUUAUGCAACUAUUGAGACACCAUCGAUUAAGCUUGCUACACCUGUUCGAGCUUAUGUGCCACCUAUCCCAUUCCCUUUAAGGCUUCAAAGACAAAGUUCAGAUGCCAGAAAUCACAUUUUGAAGGAGAUGUUGACUAAGAAGAGAAACCUGCCAGAACAUGAAACAAUAACACUAUCUGAAGAGUGCAGUGCAAUCAUCCAGCACAGGAUCCCACCCAAACUUAAAGAUCCAGAGAGUUUCACUCUACCUUGUUCCAUAGGAAAUUUAAAUGAUAUAAAUUAUUUAGUUGAUUCAGGAGCGAGUAUUAGUUCAAUUUCCUUACCUCUUUGCAGGAAACUGGGAUUAGGAGAUCUUAAGGCAGCAUCUAUUAUCCUUCAGCUAGCGAAGCGAUCAUUGAAACACCCUUACGGAAUAGACAAAGACACGCUUAUCAAGGCGGGGAGUUUAUUUUUCUAG
Olea europaea var. sylvestris is the source of this 1029-nucleotide messenger RNA. RefSeq lists its product as uncharacterized. Bases 1 to 1029 code for a protein of 342 amino acids. Lineage: Eukaryota; Viridiplantae; Streptophyta; Magnoliopsida; Lamiales; Oleaceae. The transcript is spliced from 5 exons. The record is from RefSeq and is a predicted model, not a curated record.